This is a messenger RNA of Athene cunicularia (burrowing owl), 2680 nucleotides long. RefSeq names its product leucine rich adaptor protein 1 (gene LURAP1). Gene Ontology annotation, biological process: positive regulation of canonical NF-kappaB signal transduction; positive regulation of cytokine production. Lineage: Eukaryota; Metazoa; Chordata; Aves; Strigiformes; Strigidae. The coding region runs from base 1 to 744 and encodes 247 amino acids. The transcript is spliced from 2 exons. The record is from RefSeq and is a predicted model, not a curated record.
AUGAUCCCGGGGGACCGUGUGGAUUUCCAUUGCAGCUUGCUGGGAAUGGGGAUGGCCUACCUACGAGCGGUGGACGUGAAGAUCCUGCAGCAGCUGGUGGUGGUGAAUGAGGGCAUCGAGGCGGUGAAGUGGCUGCUGGAGGAGAGGAGCACGCUGACCAGCCGGUGCAGCAGCCUGGCCAGCAGCCAGUACAGCCUGGUGGAGAGCCAGGCAGCCUCGCGGCGGGGCAGCUGGGACAGCCUUCAGGACCCAAAUGACAAGCUGGACAGUAUCUCCGUUGGUAGCUACCUGGACACGUUGGCCGAUGACAUGGAUGAGUAUUCCCAAAACGCUGCCGAAACCGCUGCUGCAUCCACACCGGGCAGAGCCCUGAUCAAGGCAGAGCAGGAUUGGGUCAGGAUUGACACUGAGAGGGGUCUUGCAAAGCAAGAGAAGGGCAAAGCAGAGCACGAGUGGCCUCACGUGGACCUCUCCCCACCCGGGGUGCCCCAGGAUCACCGGUUUGCUAAGGAGCCCCAGGUGGCCAACGGGUAUUUGGGCCAGCAGCCCUCCUCUCAGGAACCAGGCAGAGACACCAAAUUUCCAUCGGGGUCUGGGGAGAGGCUGGGGAAGGGGAAUCCGGGUGGGAAGGCUCAGAAAGCCGAGCCUGACUUUGAGAACUGCAAACUCAACAGCAAACUGCACCUGGAGUACGAUGCCCACUGGCGCUGGCUCCAGUCUCAGGACGAUGUGACGUUCUUGUAGCCCAUGGCUUCACUUUCCCAGUCCAGCUCUCCCAACUGCCCACUCUGCUUCACUUGUCUCUGCUUGGGGGAAUUUGGGUGGCUGGACAAGGGGGACAGUCUGGCUUGGUGGUGUUGCACUGCUCCUCUGAUGCCCCUGUCAGUGUUUGGUGAUGUAGCCUUAAGGGAGGGGGUGUCUGACCUGUGGCAAAUUUCUGGGAGAGGUGGGUCCCUGUAAAUUUAAUCCUUUGCUCUGGGGCAGUGCUUGCAGGUGGCUGAUCACUUCUCUGUUGUCCUUGAUGUUGGUGGUGGGGAAGGGUUGGUGGGGAAACCUGAGAAAGGAGGACUUCUGGGACCUCUCCCCUCUAUUCCUCAGCCUCCUGUCUGCAAAAAGUGGGGACCCUUCCCCCAAACUGGCUACCCAGAGAGGACAGGAGAUGCUCUCAUGCAUCCACAGCUUGGUGGCACCAGCAUGCUCAGUGUGAGGUGCAGAGCAGGACCAUCAGCAGGGUAUCCCUGUUGGAUGAGCUCAUUUUCAUCAUUGUCUUCAGGGCCAGUGUCCAUCCGGGGUAGAGUUGACCUGGGGCACCUGGGGUUUGGCCACAGCAUAUGGUGGAUGCUAAAACCCUCUUCCCUGUGGGUGAAGCCCUGCUUGGUUUAAACACCAUUGUGAAACCAAUCUGAAGGGCAGUCACUGUAGCUGGUCCUGUUGCACUGGGAAGCCUUUGUCCAUGCCCUGUGGAGGAAGGAUGGUGGUGCAAAAGCACUGGGUGGGAGAUGGAGAUCCAGUUCUCCCAGUUUGUUUCUGGACUGUCACAAGCAGCCUGGCAGAGCCUGCAGGGCUCAGACUCAGAAAGGCUUGUGCUUUCCCCUGAUGCAGUGUGAUGGAGGCGAUGGCUGGGAUUCUCCGUCUGUGUGUUGAAUGGCACCAGGUCUCUGUCCCCUACCAGCACCCAGAAAUAUGAGGCUCCUCUGCUGGGGUGGAUUUCCAGCGACCCUGUCGUGGAGACAUCUUCUCUGUCUUUUUAGCCUUGGCUUCUUCUGCCUGUGCCUUUUACUGUCCACCCACCAUGCCUCCCAGUACACACCUCACUGGCUUGUAAAGCAUGGCUUGCAGCCUGGAGCUGUGUGAGAGCUUGAGCCUGUUGCCUUCGCCAAAUGAUGCAGGGAAAGUUCUGAGCAUCCUGCAGCACCCUGCUUCAAGGAAACGACUCUUCCAUGUGCAUUGACAACCCUGGGGGUCCUGGCUUCAUGACCCGUGGGUGUGUCUGUCCCCAGCUGACUGCUGUGACAGCUUUGCUCUCGCCACGGUGCCAUCGUUCCCCUUCCUCUGUGGGUUGCAGCCUGGAUCUUUCCCUGCUGGGGUGAUGGGAGUGGGGACAUCUCCUGAUGUCAAUAGGAAGCCAAGAGAGAGGGAAGGCCUGGCUGUGACUCUUUCUAGAUGCAAGAUGUGAGCUGGCCAUGGUUAGGAAGAUGGUCAGGUGCAUGACAGGUCCAGCUUUGUGUCUCUGAAGCAGCACCUUCAGUGGAAACUACCCUCUGUGCCGAGACCCCUGAGCACCCUUCCUUCUCCUGCGAAUCCUCAGGGCUUCCCUGGAUGGACAUGGAGAGCAGGACAACAUCCAAAAUUCCUGGAGACGGCACCUGACAUGGACUUGGGGGAAUCCCAGCAAACUGGGACCAGGUUGCUCUAUGCAAGCAUCCCAUCUGCCUGCUCCGGAGCAGCUGUGCUUGGCUUGACAUCACCUGUGAGCAGCUCAUGGCUUCCUGUGUAGCUCCGCAACUGCUGCUGAGCCACCAUGUCCCACAAGGCUGUCUGUCCCCUGCUUUACUUCUAGCCCUGCAUGCAAUAAAUCAGCUGAGGGUCCCUGGGGGAGACAGGGUAAGUCCUCCAGCGCUGUUAAAAUCAUUCUCAACAAAAAAUAGCUGGCUUAAUAAAUGGUAGUGUUUCUCCCAGG